GCAUGAAUUUCAGGAGUGUUGAGGACAACCCUAUCGCGCCGUACCAACCGGUACUGCGCACGCCGCUGGGCUCGCACUCGGCAGCAUAGCUGUCACUGUGUGAUGCUGGAGAUGCGCAUCAAUGAAUGCUUUUAAUGUGGUUGUCGUUGUAUUGUUUUUGUAUAGUUUGUAUCAGUUUGUUUACGUACCAAUGUAGUAUCGUUUUGUACCUUUUAGCGUGUCGUAAUAAAUUAGUUAUUUUAAUUGUAUCGCGCGCGUUUUUAAUCCCCAAUGUAGGGACUAUCCGAGAGUGAUAAUCGGGGGAUUUCCGAGGUGCAAAAGUGGCGACGAGUAUUCGCGAGUGAGGGUAGUUUUUCCGUCGACAAAAACUCACCCAACAUUUCGUCACCCGCGCGGAAGAAGCGAAAGUGGAGUGCGAUGGCCGACGGUGGUAGUGAUCGUGACGGGCAAAAUGGUGUUGACCCCGCGGGAGUGUUUAAUCAACGGCAAUUAAAUCAGCCGAUUAUCCCCGCAACGUCGACGACGACGACGGUCCACCCGCAGCAGCAGCAGCAGAUUUUUGUGCCCGUUAUGACGACACACCAGCAGCAGCAGCCGUUCAUUCCAGUUUCUUCGGCUCAGCAGCAGCAGCAGUUCCCAACCUUCCCACCCCACCAAACGCAAGCGCCGCAGGUUAGUAAUGAUGUGCUCAUCCAAUUUAUGCAUAUCAUGCAGCAAUCGAUAACCCAGAGCCAGAUGCAACACCAACAAAUCAUGGCUCAGGUGGUUAAGCUGCAGCAGCAGUCCGACGACGACAGAAAGCAGCUUUUUCGCAGCAUCUCGUCGUCGAUUAAUGUGCAAGUACCACCGAACCAGGAACAGAUCCUUGACUCUUUGGCCAGCAAUAUCAAGGAAUUCCGGUAUGAGGCCGAAAGCAACGCUACUUUCGCGGCCUGGUACUCUCGAUACGACGACCUUUUCGAGAAGGAUGCUGCAAGGUUGGACGACGAGGCGAAAGUUCGCCUGCUUAUGCGAAAAUUGGGUUUAUCGGAGCAUGAACGGUACGUGAGCUAUAUUCUCCCGAAACUUCCAAAGGAGUUUAGUUUCGCACAGACAGUUGUCAAGCUCAAGAGCCUGUUUGGAGCGAAAGAGUCGGUUAUCAGCCGUCGAUACCGAUGCCUGCAGAUCGCGAAGAACCCCACUGAGGAUCAUGUGGCGUUCGCGUGCAGGGUGAACAAGGCUUGCGUGGAGUUUGAACUGGGGAAACUCACCGAGGAGCAGUUCAAGUGCUUAGUGUACGUAUGUGGCCUGAAAUCGGAGAACGACGUCGAGAUUCGCACUCGUCUCCUCACGAAAAUCGAGGACAACAACGACGUCACGUUGGAGCAGCUCUCCGAAGAGUGCCAACGCUUAUUCAAUUUGAAGCACGACAGCGCGAUGAUUGAAUCUCAGGCCCCGUACAGCGAAGUACAAGCGGUGAGGAAGUUUGGUGGGAAGCGGUUCGGUAAGCACGACCGGGAGUCUCCAAGACGUUUUUCCAGUGACGCCGUCCAGAGACCAAGCUACGCGUGUUGGCUCUGCGGUGCAUUACACUACGCCCGGGAUUGCAGCUACAGGAAGCAUAAGUGUUCAGACUGUGGCCAAGUUGGACACCGCGAAGGCUAUUGUGAAAGUGCAAAGUACCGAAGACCCGGAAGCAAGAAGAAGAAGAAGAAAGGAGUCUCGACCAAGGUGGUGGUUGUCGACGUGUGCAGCGUGCAGCAACGGCGCAGAUUUGUCUCCGUUGGCCUAUCCGGAACGGACAUCCGGCUGCAACUCGACACCGCCUCGGACAUCACCGUGAUCAGCAGGGAAAGUUGGAAGAAGCUUGGCAGCCCUGCACUAUCGGCCUCAACGGUGAAAGCGAAGACAGCGUCCGGCAACAUCUUGUCACUCGAUGGGGAAUUCGAGUGCGACGUCACCAUCGGCGAAAGCACACAACGUGCGUUGAUCCGUGUCACCGAGAACAAACUCCAUCUACUCGGUGCGGAUCUGGUGGACGUCUUUAAUCUCUGGUCUGUGCCCAUGGACAGUUUCUGUUGCCACGUGUCGGGUUCUCCUACGACGACCGCUGCACUCAAGUCGUCUUUCCCCAACGUUUUCAGCGAGCAGCUCGGCUUGUGCAGCAAAACGAAAGUGAAGUUGGAGCUGAAAGAAAGUGUUCGACCCGUAUUCUGCCCGAAGCGUCCGGUUGCGUACGCGAUGUACGACGCCGUGGACCAAGAGCUCGACCGGCUGGAGAAGCUGAAUAUCAUCACUCCGGUCGAAUAUUCGGAGUGGGCAGCUCCGAUCGUCGUCGUCCGCAAAGCCAAUGGCACCAUCCGAAUUUGCGGAGACUAUUCCACGGGGUUGAAUGCUGCUCUCCAACCAAAUCAGUAUCCACUUCCACUGCCCGACGACAUCUUCGCCAAGCUGGCUAACUGUAAGUACUUCAGCCAGAUCGAUUUGUCCGACGCCUUCUUGCAGGUGGAAGUUGACGAGCAGUGCCGCAAGUUGCUCACCAUAAAUACGCAUCGUGGCCUCUAUUCCUACAACCGCCUCCCGCCGGGUGUGAAAGUCGCACCUGGGGCAUUCCAGCAGAUCACCGAUACCAUGCUAGCCGGUCUGGAGUGCACUUCCGGAUAUCUUGACGAUGUCAUCAUCGGCGGUCGGACUGAAGAGGAGCACGAUCGCAAUUUGCGGGCUGCCCUGAAGCGAAUCCAGGAUUUCGGCUUCACCAUCCGACCCGAAAAGUGCACGUUCCGCAAGCAGCAAGUGCAGUACGUGGGUCAUGUUGUCGACAGUCGCGGGCUACGUCCGGAUCCGGCCAAAAUCGAGGCGAUCACCAAGCUACCGCCGCCUACCGAUGUAUCCGGAGUGCGAUCCUUCCUGGGGGCCAUCAACUAUUAUGGCAAGUUCGUCCCCAACAUGCGAAAGCUUCGCUACCCGCUCGACAAUCUGCUGAAGGCUGAAGCGAAGUUCCAGUGGACCCCGGAGUGCCAGAAAGCGUUCGAGCACUUCAAGAAGAUUCUCUCCUCGGAUCUGCUGCUCACUCACUACGAUCCGAAGCGGGAGAUCAUCGUUUCUGCCGACGCGUCAUCCGUUGGACUUGGGGCGACUAUCAGCCACAAGUUCCCCGACGGCACCAUCAAGGUCGUGCAGCACGCGUCAAGGGCACUUACGAAGGCAGAGCAGGGCUACAGCCAGCCGGACCGCGAGGGUUUGGCCAUCAUUUUCGCCGUAACGAAGUUUCACAAGAUGCUCUUCGGACGGCACUUCCGGCUGCAAACCGACCACCAGCCUCUGCUCCGGAUCUUCGGCUCCAAGAAGGGAAUACCGGUCUACACGGCAAACCGGUUGCAACGUUUCGCCCUUCAUCUGCUUCUCUACGAUUUCGAGAUUGAGUACGUGCCCACCCACAAGUUCGGCAAUGCGGACCUGCUUUCCCGGUUGAUCAACCAGCACGUCAAACCCGAAGAGGACUACGUCAUCGCGAGCCUCAACCUGGAAGAGGAUCUCAGGUCAGUUGUAACUAAUACAGUUAAAGUGUUGCCUCUCAAUUUCAGAGCCGUCGCGCAAAGCACCCAAGCAGACCCACUGCUCCGGAAAGUCUACCACCACAUCCAACACGGUUGGUCCGAAUCCAAACUCUCGGGUUCCGACAUCCAACGGUUCCAAGCACGCAAGGAAUCGCUCUCGGUGGUAGAUGGGUGCAUCAUGUUUGCCGAACGGCUCGUCAUCCCGUCGCUGCUCCGCAAGCGAUGCCUCGAACAGUUUCAUCGUGGUCAUCCCGGCAUGCAGCGUAUGAAAGCCCUCGCCCGAAGCUAUGUGUACUGGCCCAGCUUGGAUGCCGACAUCGUUAACUUCGUCAAGGCAUGCCAACAGUGUGCGUCCGUAGCCAGAUCGCCUCCUCACUCUCCACCGGUGCCGUGGCCCAAGCCGACCGCUCCCUGGCAGCGCGUCCACGUCGACUACGCCGGCCCGAUCGAAGGCGAGUACUAUUUGAUCGCAGUCGACGCCUUCUCCAAGUGGCCAGAGAUCAUCCAAACGACCCGAAUCACCUCAGCGGUGACGAUUACCACUCUCCGUGGGUUGUUUGCUCGGCUGGGUAUGCCCGUGACACUAGUCAGCGACAACGGUACCCAGUUCACGAGCGCCGAGUUCGCCGAUUUCUGCGCCUCCAACGGCAUCGAGCACCUCACGACGGCCCCGUUCCAUCCACAGUCGAAUGGCCAAGCGGAGCGAUUCGUGGACACCUUCAAGCGGGCCGUGAAGAAGAUUCGAGAGGGAAGAGGAUCGAUACAGCAAGCACUGGACAUCUUCUUGCUGACGUACCGAAGCACGCCCAACCGGGCGCUACCUGACCAGAAGUCGCCAUCCGAGGUCAUGUUCGGGCGCAAAAUUCGUACGUGUCUCGAGCUUCUGCGUCCUCCACCGGUACGAACACCAGUGCAACCGUCCGACGACAAGAAACCGAGAUCGUUUUGCCGGAACGACACCGUCUACGCCAAGCUCUACGGCCGAAACGGUUGGAAAUGGGUUCCCGGCACAGUCGUCGAGAAAAUCGGAGACGUUAUGUACAACGUGUGGGUUGAAGAUCACCGAAUGCUGCGCUCCCAUAUCAAUCAGCUCCGGAGUCGCCAAGCUGCUGGCACGACACCGAAGCAACCCGUCAGGCAGGCCGCCUCCAGCCAGCAUUCGUUGCCGCUCGACAUCCUGUUAGGUGCCUGGAAUCUCCCAAGCCGACUACCAGGCACGCCGACACCGUCGCUUGUCCCGAGCGCCUCUGCAUCGUCACCUACGUUGGGACCAGUCUCCAGUCCAGAGCCUACCCUGCUAGGUUCUCCGCCGGCCCGUGCGUCGUCUACGCCACGGCACGAGGCCCCGGCGACUCCGUCCAUGUCAUCGUCAGGUACAACGUCAACAUCUACCGAAUUCGAAUCCGCUGUCGAAGUUGAACCGGUGGUAGAUCUCCCUAGGCGUUCUUCACGGACUCGAAGACCGCCAGUCAGGUUCGACCCCUACCACCUCUAUUAAGAGGGGAGAUGUUGAGGACAACCCUAUCGCGCCGUACCAACCGGUACUGCGCACGCCGCUGGGCUCGCACUCGGCAGCAUAGCUGUCACUGUGUGAUGCUGGAGAUGCGCAUCAAUGAAUGCUUUUAAUGUGGUUGUCGUUGUAUUGUUUUUGUAUAGUUUGUAUCAGUUUGUUUACGUACCAAUGUAGUAUCGUUUUGUACCUUUUAGCGUGUCGUAAUAAAUUAGUUAUUUUAAUUGUAUCGCGCGCGUUUUUAAUCCCCAAUGUAGGGACUAUCCGAGAGUGAUAAUCGGGGGAUUUCCGAGGUGCAAAAAGGAGAAUUC
This is a messenger RNA of Aedes albopictus (Asian tiger mosquito), 5357 nucleotides long. RefSeq lists its product as uncharacterized. The transcript has a single exon. Lineage: Eukaryota; Metazoa; Arthropoda; Insecta; Diptera; Culicidae. The coding region runs from base 418 to 5034 and encodes 1538 amino acids. The record is from RefSeq and is a predicted model, not a curated record. Gene Ontology annotation, molecular function: nucleic acid binding. Gene Ontology annotation, biological process: DNA integration.